This is a messenger RNA of Rotaria sp. Silwood2, 213 nucleotides long. The record is from the annotation of a GenBank genome assembly. Lineage: Eukaryota; Metazoa; Rotifera; Eurotatoria; Philodinida; Philodinidae.
AUGCAUAAUACAAAUCAUGAAGAAAUUCGACAAAUGUUUUUACGUUAUGAUAAAGAUCGUAGUGGUUAUAUCACAAGAGAAAAUAUUUUUUAUUUAUUCCGACAAAUCAAUUUACCACUUGAUAAUGAUCUUGCCGAUGCGAUGACUGCCGAAUGUUCAACAAAUGAUCAAGGAAAAAUAAAUUUAUAUGAUUUUUUUAUGUUUCUUCGAUAA